CAGCAGGGCUGGGCGGGGGUUGGUUCAGUGAGAGCCGGACAAGGAGUGUAGUCUCUGCUUGCUGCCGCUGAUGCUAAUACUCUUGGCCCCGUGUGGGUCUGGGUGUUUAACUGGCCAGCUAGUCGCUCCCAAGGUGCUGUAGCUUGCCUCUGUAACAUGCUGCUGCCACCCAUGACAUGUGUCACUGUAGUCUUAGUGCGGCUGUAUCACGCCUGUAGUCCCUAGCGGGUGGUGGCUGCCACGGUCUAGUGUAGUGGAGCACCCCUUCGUAGUGUAUAAAAGUGACGGGAUGGAGUGCCACACGUGAUAACGCUCGUGUCAUCACUGAUAAACAAACUCUCUGAGGCCAGGUGGCCUCACCACACGAGGGUGAAGGGCCAGGUGCUGGCUUCUUCGCUCUUGAGAACCACCAACCGGUUACAAAGGGGAACACCCCCUCACAUUCUACCCCAGGUUUCUCUGGAACAACUUUCUUCCCUCCCCCCACAGCACAGUUGGAAUGCUCAGUUAGCGUCGUGCUGGUGUGGUAGUGACAGAGCCACGCCCCUGGAAUUGUCCCAUCUUCAACAUGUGUCUGCGUGAUGGUGGGCGGUGGGCGGCGGAGCAGGCUGGUGGGCGGCGGUGAGGGCGGCGCGCGGCCAUGACCGGGGACGGCACGGGCGGGGGGGCGCAUGAGCCCAGCACUGGGGGCGUCGGGGGCGCCACCAUGGGUGUGCGCUGGGGCGACGUCCCCCCAGACAAGGAGGAGCUAAUGGAGACGAUGGAUGACGACAAGGAGGAUGGGUGUGGUGGGCGGGGGUCGUCAGCGGGGCUCACGCGGCUACACAGUCGUUCCAUGACCUCCCUCCCCCCGGAGCCCUUCAUGAUCAUGCGCUCCAAGGCGCUCAAUCGCCGCGUCCAGCUCAACGUCGGCGGCGUGCGGCACGAGGUGCUGUGGCGCACGCUUGAGCGCCUGCCGCACACCCGCCUUGGCCGCUUGCGGGAGUGUAACACACACGAGGCCAUCAUGGAGAUCUGUGACGACUACUCUCUCAUAGACAACGAAUACUUCUUUGAUCGACACCCGCGAUCUUUCUCCUCAAUUCUUAACUUCUACCGAACGGGGAAGCUGCACUUAGUCGAGGAGAUGUGUGUACUGGCUUUCUCGGACGACUUGGAGUACUGGGGCAUCGACGAACUGUAUCUCGAGUCGUGUUGUCAACACAAAUACCACCAGCGCAAGGAGCACGUACACGAGGAAAUGCGGAAGGAGGCUGAGUCGCUCCGCCAACGUGAGGAGGAAGACUUCGGAGAUGGAUGGUGCGCGCCUUACCAGAAGUUCCUGUGGGACCUGCUGGAGAAACCGCAGACUUCCCUAGCUGCCCGGGUACUGGCUGUGAUCUCCGUGAUCUUCAUCGUCAUGUCGACGCUCGCUCUUGUGCUCAACACGGUGCCCAGUUUUCAGGGUCCCGAGCAAGGAGACAAUGAAAAACUAGCCAUGGUGGAGGCGGUAUGCAUUACAUGGUUCACGCUAGAGUACGUCUUGCGGUUCGCCGCAAGCCCCAACAAGUGGAAAUUCUUUAAAGGCGCAAUGAAUGUUAUAGACCUGCUUGCCAUUCUACCCUACUUCGUUUCCUUGUUCCUUAUCGAGUCAAACAAACACACAGACCAGUUCCAAGACGUGAGAAGGAUCGUUCAGAUCUUCAGAAUUAUGAGAAUUCUUAGAAUUCUAAAGCUUGCCCGACAUUCAACGGGUCUCCAAAGCUUGGGAUUUACUCUGAAAAAUUCAUACAAAGAGUUAGGUUUGUUGAUGUUGUUUUUAGCCAUGGGCGUGUUAAUCUUUUCGAGCCUCUGCUAUUUUGCGGAAAAAGACGAAAAUCCUGUGUACAAAAGUAUACCCGAGACUUUCUGGUGGGCGGGUAUUACCAUGACGACAGUGGGAUAUGGAGAUAUGUAUCCUAUUACGCCACUCGGCAAGGUGAUCGGAUCCGUGUGUUGUAUCUGUGGUGUGCUGGUCAUUGCGCUGCCCAUCCCUAUCAUCGUCAACAACUUCGCCGAGUUCUACAAGAACCAGAUGCGACGGGAGAAGGCCCUCAAGCGACGCGAGGCCCUAGAGAGAGCCAAGAGAGAGGGAUCCAUCGUGUCCUUCCAUCAUGUUAACCUCCGUGACGCCUUCGCCAAGUCCAUGGACCUGAUAGACGUCAUUGUGGACACAGGUCACAACAUGUCCCAGGCAGAUGCCAACUCGGUGGCUGGGGAGUCGAUGCGUGCCGGGCAGACAGGUACAGGCUGCUACAAGAACCACGAGCAUCACAUGGGUCGCCUGCAGAAGGAGGCGCAGCAGGGGGGGGAGAGCGGUGACCCGGGGGUGAUCACUAACCCCCCAGCACCUAAUAUACUCGACCUCCCGGCCACCGAGGACCACCGACCACCACCAUCACCAGACUACCAGACUCCGGACGCAGCCGCUACCCUGGACUGCAAGCAGGUCGACAACAAUAUGAAUGAGGGGGCCAGUGGCCGCUAUCACGUCUCCGAGUCGCAACCCAGUAUAUUCAACCAGGACUACAAGGAGUUCAUAGACGCUGAAUGCUUGGUGCCUGCGCCUGUGUCUGAGACUACCUUGCCCAUUGAGCUGCAUCCACUGAAGACCCAGGACGGGUCACGGAACAACGGAGGGGCUGGUCACGACCUCGCCUCCAUGGACUCCACUGACACCUUCGCCUCGUGUCCCACCCACCCCUUCAAUUCUCAGGCCGACCUCACUGAUGACCAACCUAAUAACAAAGAUUCCAACCUAUAUGUGAAUCCGCUCGACGCUGAUGGGUACCAGCCUGCCCCUGCUGCUGCUGCUGCUGCAGCUGCGACUGCUACUGCUGCGGCUACUACCGCAGCUACAGGGCCCCGCACGCCCACUCCACGGACGUCGCCCCGACAUCGGCCACUGCCACGCCCUCAAGGCUACACCACGGACUCCUUCGACGACACCCGAAGCACGGAUAACCUCCUGGGCAGCAGCCGCUCCUCCCUACAGGAUUCACCACUUCCAAAACAUCGCCGUGCGCGCUUCCAGGAGGAGAAGCCACGACCGUUCACGAGGCUGCUGGAGUCUGUGGAGCGAGCCCGUACAACGAGGGAAGGUUCAGCAGCUGACAAGCCCAACAAGCUCUCCAACAGAGGUUUCAACGGUAGCAAAUCAUCGCUAGGUGGAGAUUCUCUCGACUCGAAGCGCUCACAUGGCUCUCCUGAGCGGCGGAAGUCCAUCCUCAAGCACCGAGACCCGGAGACCGAGCAGCUGCUGCCGGACCUCACCUACUCCCCGCCAAGCGAACACGAGAAGCUGGGGCGUCCCACUCUGAAGGGCAUUGGGCCAAGGACGGGCGGAAAGCCUCACGCCCUCCCCGUCAAGUUUGUGGGCGUGGACGAGGAGGAGGACAGCAAUCGCCCGCGCCGCAUCCUGCCCCGCUCUCCCAUGCCAAGGAGACACCCCCAGCGAGCGCCGCUUGCGGACCUACUCGCAGAUUUCGCUGGGCAGGAAAAGGCGGCACGGGACGAGGCGACUCCGGAAAAUAUUUUAAAAGAUUCACUGGAGCCUAAUCUGGCGACCAGCCUUGACCAGCGUAACGCCAACACGGUGCUGCGCUGUUCUAAGGCGCCAUGUUUAUAUAACCAGCCGACCUCCACCUCGCCCAUGGCCAUAUUCCCUGGCGAGGUGGGCGAGCCGCUGCUCUGCCUGUGUGGGGCGCCCAUGACCCGGGUGGCCGCUCAUUCGCCCACCAUCAUCACACCCACCAGCGCCCUGCCUCACUCCCGCCCACUCUUGGAGAACUGCCUCCUCAUUGAUGACCUCAACAACGGCCCGGCAACCUUGAGAAACAUGGAUGAUCUGCUCUUCGCCGACCACACCCCCACAGAGGAGACUCACCUUCUGGACCGCUCCCUCUCUCUCACACACAACUCCGGCCUUAACAGCUAACCCGUUGUGUUAUGAAUGUCGACAUUCCUUACUUCUGGUCGCCUCUAGAGGGGCUCCGCCAGCACUGAACGGAGACGUUCGAUUUGUCCUUCGGGAGCGUCCCAUGUGCCUCUUCCCUCCUGACGAUGCCCGAUGUUCUCUCGUCCUUGCGAAGUCAAGUGUACACCUGGAGUCUAGUGUGCACUCGAAGUCUGACGUGACGCUUGUGAAAAGUAUCCUGUGUUGGAAACUAGCUGAUUGUGGGGAGACUGAUGUGAGGGAAAGUAGCAGAAUACAAGCUAGCUAACUGUAGGAAGUCAGCGAGUGUGCAUAACUAGCAGAAUUCAGGAAGUUACCGGGAAGUAGGAAGCAAGUAGAAUGGGGUUAGUGUGUCUGUUCGGAAAGCUAGCAGAGUGUGGGAAGUUAGCAGGUGUGGGAAGCUAGCUGAGAAGUUAACGGAAUGUAAAUAACUAACGUAGUGUGAGAAGUUAUCAGUGUGUUGAAAAGUAGUAAAAUAUUAAGAGCCAGCAGAGUAUAGAAAGCAAGUGGAGUGUGAAAAGUUAGUGGAAUGUGGGAAGCCAGAGGACUGUAAGAGGUUAGCAGGUGUGAGAAGCUAGCGGAGUGUAUUAAUCUAGAGAAGUGUGAGGAUAAAAGUAGUGUGGGGUGUGGGAGGCCUAGGGAUGACCACCUCUUAGGUUAGUAAGGCAUAAAAGACGAGAGAACCACAAAACAAUAAAGACCAGCUUAAAUUACCAGCCAGUUCCUGGGACGGCGAUAACCCAGAAUGUAGAGUACGCUAGAGAGUUUCUAAGAAGUAUGAAAAGUCAUGUGAAAAGUCAUAAAUGUGUGUGAAGAAGAGAGACGGUGGAAUAACAUCUUUGCAUUAUGAAACUCACUUAGCUAGGUCAAGUAGUAUGCCAGGUGAGAUAACAUUGGAAAAAGGCUAGGUGGAUAGACUAUGCAUAGUAACAGAAUAGUAGCCAACAGUUUACAAUGAUUAGAUGUUUGAACCGAAAAUGGGUGUUGUGUCCGGAAUGUGACAGCGAGAGUAUGGCGUAUUGGAUAAGUCAUGUAUAGGAAACCAAUUUAGCAGUCCAGAGUGUUGUAAGCUAGCGUGUACAGCAGAGCAAAGAGCGUCACGGGGGAUUCUUUGAGAUGAAAAAUGAAGCCACCAAAAUUUUGGCUUAAGCCCGGGGCCAUGGAACUCCUGGGUGAGCAGGUGGCAUCACUGUGGGGCCAUACAAAGUCAUACAAGGCCUAAGCUGGAUCAUCCGAGUUUGUGGUGAUGAACCACAACCUCUGUAUGGCUCUAC
Messenger RNA from Cherax quadricarinatus, 5247 nucleotides. It is a transcript of the gene Shab, whose product is annotated as Shaker cognate b. NCBI's taxonomy places the organism in Eukaryota, Metazoa, Arthropoda, Malacostraca, Decapoda, Parastacidae. The record is from RefSeq and is a predicted model, not a curated record. Gene Ontology annotation, cellular component: membrane; voltage-gated potassium channel complex. Gene Ontology annotation, molecular function: delayed rectifier potassium channel activity; protein binding. Gene Ontology annotation, biological process: potassium ion transmembrane transport; protein homooligomerization.